CCGAGAGGGAGGAUGAGGGGUCGGUAUGCCCGCUUUCGGUCUUCCGCCGGUGGCGGAGCCCAGGACGACUAGGUGAGCGCCGCCUUGCCAGCCUGCACGUCGCCCUCCGGCUCUGCCGUUGCUUCGGACGCCGCCAUCCCUCCUCCCUGGACCCCCGCGGGCUCCGCCUUUGCUCCCUCCCGUCCCGUGGCGUCGGGCUCCCGGGGGGCGAUGUUCGGAGGGCAGUGGGAGGGGGUGUUGGCUGCGGUCCGCCAGCCCGCCUCUUCCCCGUGCUCCGCCGCCGGUCGGGCGUUAAAUGCAACCAGGCUGCCAGGCCCCUCCCCCUGGCCAGAUGGAGCUCACUGCCCCGAAGCCCCGUGCGGAAACCACCGGCAAAGACAUAUGGCAUCCAGGAGAAAGAUGUCUCGCCCCUUCUCCAGAUAAUGAAAAACUUUGUGAAGCAAGCAUAAAAUCUAUCACAGUGGAUGAAAAUGGGAAGUCCUUUGCAGUCGUCUUAUAUUCAGAUUUUCAAGAAAGGAAAGUACCUCUUAAAAGACUUCAGCAAGUAAAAUCUGUUAAAGAUUGCUCCAGGAAUUUUAUAUUUGAUGAUGAAGAUUUGGAAAAACCUUAUUUCCCAGACCAAAAAUUUCCAUCAUCCUCUAUUGCUUUUCAAUUAUCUGAAGAUGGAGAUUCUAUUCCUUAUACUAUUAAUAGAUAUUUGAGAGACUACCAAAGGAAAGGAGCCCAGUUUCUCUAUGGACACUUUAUCCGAGGAAGAGGAUGUAUUCUUGGUGACGACAUGGGACUUGGAAAAACAGUACAGGUUAUUUCAUUUUUGGCUGCAGUUUUGCGUAAAAAGGGAACUCGUGAGGAUAUUGAAAAUAACAUGCCAGAGUUUUUACUAAGAAGUAUGAAAAAGGAACCCCCUUCUACAGCAAAAAAGAUGUUCUUAAUAGUUGCUCCUCUUUCUGUCCUCUACAACUGGAAGGAUGAAUUGGACACCUGGGGAUAUUUCAGAGUUACAAUUUUACAUGGUAACAAAAAAGACAAUGAACUGAUUCGUGUAAAGCAGAGGAAAUGUGAAAUUGCUCUAACAACUUAUGAAACACUGCGCUUAUGUCUAGAUGAAUUUAACAGUUUGGAAUGGUCAGCUGUCAUUGUGGAUGAAGUUCAUAGAAUCAAGAAUCCAAAGGCUAGAGUAACAGAAGUUAUGAAAGCUUUAAAAUGUAGUGUCCGCAUUGGCCUCACUGGAACCAUUCUUCAGAACAACAUGAAAGAACUGUGGUGUGUUAUGGACUGGGCUGUGCCAGGACUUUUAGGUAGCAGGAUCAACUUCAAGAAGCAGUUUUCUGACCCAGUAGAACAUGGUCAGAGACACACAGCAACAAAGAGAGAACUAGCUACUGGCCGAAAGGCCAUGCAAAGGCUUGCAAAAAAGAUGUCUGGAUGGUUUCUCAGGCGUACCAAGAUUCUAAUCAAGGAUCAGUUGCCUAAGAAGGAAGACCGGAUGGUGUAUUGUUCUCUGACAGAUUUUCAGAAAGCUGUCUAUCAAACUGUAUUAGAAACAGAAGAUGUGACUUUGAUACUUCAGUCUUCUGAGCCUUGUACCUGCAGCAGUGGCCGAAAAAGGAGAAAUUGUUGUUAUAAGACCAAUUCACAUGGGGAAACAGUGAAAACCUUGUAUUUCAGUUACCUUGCAGUCCUUCAGAAGGUAGCCAACCACGUUGCACUACUGCAGGCUGCUAGCACUUCCAAACAACAGGAAACACUUAUCAAAAGGAUAUGUGAUCAAGUAUUUUCCAGAUUCCCAGAUUUUGUGCAGAAAAGCAAAGAUGCAGCCUUUGAGACACUUUCUGACCCAAAAUACAGUGGAAAAAUGAAGGUCCUUCACCAGCUUUUAAAUCAUUGCUGGAAAAACAAAGACAAAGUUCUUCUUUUCUCCUUUUCCACCAAGGUGCUCGAUGUGCUACAGCAAUACUGUAUGGCGUCUGGGCUUGAUUACCGAAGACUCGAUGGAAGUACAAAAUCAGAGGAAAGAAUCAAGAUCGUGAAAGAGUUCAAUAGUACACAAGAUGUCAACAUUUGCCUUGUAUCCACAAUGGCUGGUGGGCUAGGCCUCAAUUUUGUUGGUGCCAAUGUUGUUGUAUUAUUUGAUCCUACUUGGAAUCCAGCCAAUGAUCUCCAAGCCAUUGACAGAGCAUAUAGGAUUGGGCAAUGCAGGGAUGUCAAAGUGCUUCGACUCAUCUCCUUGGGAACUGUGGAGGAGAUCAUGUACUUACGACAGGUAUACAAGCAGCAACUUCACUGUGUGGUGGUUGGAAGUGAAAAUGCCAAGCGAUAUUUUGAAGCAGUUCAGGGAUCAAAAGAGCAUCGAGGAGAGCUUUUUGGGGUCUAUAAUCUCUUCAAACUAAGGUCCCAAGGGUCUUGUCUUACCAGGGACAUCCUGGAGAGAGAAGGCCGAGUGGAAGCAGGGAUAAUGACAGCCACAACUUGGUUGAAAGAGGAACCACCAGUACACAAAACAGAAACACCUAGAGAGGCUGACUGUCAAGAACACAGAGGUCUAGAACAGCCUGCAGACCUGCUGGCAAAAGAAGCAUGUGAUCUCUGCAGUGAUUUUAGUGAUGAUGAGGCGGUGGGAAACUCAGGACUAAAGACUGCUAAAAACAAACCAUGUGACUCAAGUAAAGCUGCAGGUCCUCCCGCACAGCUUACCUUACUCCAGUGUGGUUUCUCUAAACUGCUUGAGACAAAGUGUAGAGCAGUUGAGGAUAGUGAUGGAAAUAUUGCCUCUGACGAUGAAAGUUCUGAUGAACACCCUAUGUGCCUUUCAACAGAAGCCAAAGAUGUUGGUUGUCACAAAAGUCAAGACUCUCUUGGUACUUCAAAACAUCAGAAAUUAGCCAGCAUCCUAAAUCCAAAUGAAAAAUCCAUUUUUGAUAAAAGUGAGAUUUUAGAACAGAAUAUUUCUUCUGAGUCUGAUGAUGAGAAAAAUUUUAAAAAUACAGCUGACCACCAUUGCAUUUUAGAGAAUGUCACAGAAUCAGAAGAUAGUGAUGUCAUCUUUCCCACACAAUAUACAACUCAGAGAGUCCCUAAGAAUAGUAUAAGGUUUAAACCACCCGUGGAUGGAUCUGAAGAUUCUGAAACAGAAAACCCUGUUGAAGUGAGAAAUAAUGGUGCUGAUAGAAAGACUGAUGUCAGAGGAAAUGGACUAAUUUCAAAACAAUUAAAUCCUGAGAACAUGACCCUGAAACCUAUUAUGAAACGAAAAGGCAGUAGUGAUAUUAGUGACGAGUCUGAUGACAUUGAAAUUUCCUCCAAGUCAAGAGUAAGAAAGCAAAGAGCUACUACUUCUUUAAGGUUUAAGAGAAAGAAAGAAAAUAAAAGAGAACUUGACACUUUUCCUAACACAAUGAAGAAAACAAACCAACAGGAUGCAACAGAUGAAGAUUGUAACUCGCAGAGUGUUGAUGAUUUUUCGUCCUCAGAUGACGAUGUAUCUGUUGGCCAUGCUAAACAGAGCCAUAGACCAAAAACUGUAAAAGACAGAAUCAGUUUCUCUUCAAAAUUGCCUAGCCAUAAGAAAAAUAGCACUUUCAUACCAAGAAAACCCAUGAAAUUUUCAAAUGAGAGAGUUGUCAAUCCAGGGAAGAUGUGUGAAUCGAUGGAUAAAUUUUUAGACGGUGUUCAGGAAGUGGCUUACAUUCACUCAAACCAGAAUGUGAUUGGAUCAAGCAAAGCUGAAAACCACAUGAGCCGAUGGGCAGCACGUGAUGUAUUUGAAUUGAAGCAGUUUUCCCAGCUUCCUGCUAACAUAGCUGUUUGCACUUCUAAGACAUAUAAAGAAAAAAUGAAGGCAGAUACAUUGACACAUACAAAGAAAGGCCCACAGCCAGGUAAAGGAGGCAUUUCAUUUCCCCUUCACAUUUCACACCCUGUGAGCCAGAAGACGAAAAAAGUCUACCGUACAGACCAGACCACCUUCAUAAUUGGAGAAACGCCAAAAGGGAUCCGCAGAAAACAAUUCGAAGAAAUGGCUUCUUAUUUUAACUUGCCUUGUGUAAAGGAAUUUGCUAAACAUAUAACUAACGCCACAUCAGAAGAACGACAGAAAAUGCUAAGAGACUUUUAUGCUUCUCGAUAUCCAGAAGUAAAAGAAUUUUUUGCAGAUUCUGCUUCAGAAUCCAUUAAAUCUGCCUAUGAGGAGGGAGAGAGAGUCAGGAAUAAGUCUGAAAAAAGAAAAUCUCUUAUAAAACAAAGGCUGUCAGAUUCUGAAGCUUUCUCAUUUAAAGAUUCUACCAAAAAAAUUUCUCAAAUUUGCAGCCCAAAAAUAUAUAAAGGAAAAUCAAUUAAAUUUCAAAAUCACGGUUCCUGUAGAGAAGAGGUGUUUUCUAAUGAUGCAGAAACUAAGAAAUUACCUGUUAGCUGUACCCAAGAGCCGGACAAUGGGAAAAAAAGCCAAGCAUCCCAAAACACUGUACCAUCCUGUUCGCUGAACAGUAAAUCUGAAUCACGUGAAAGAAAGUUAGAAAAUACCAUGAAAGACCAACAGGACCUUACAAGAACUGGUGUUUCAAGAAAUGAAUCCCUUUUCAAAGAGGAAAAUAAAAAGAUAGAAAAUUCAAUGUUAGGAAACACUUCCGUGGUAGGCUUACUCGGUGACACCUCUAUUCUUGAUGACCUCUUUAAAAGUCACGGGAACAGUCCUACACGACUGCCAAAGAAAGUCAUUUCAGGGCCCAUGGAAAAAGCAAAACAGAGACCAAAAGAUUUCUGGGACAUCUUGAAUGAGCAGAAUGAUGACAGUCUUAGUAAACUCACCGACUUGGCAGUGAUAGAGACUCUCUGUGAAAAAGUGCCCCUUGCUGCAUCCUCCAAAAGGAAAGAAGAGCUAGAAACUUCUCUUUGGAAAUCAAACAAGAACUUUUUGUGGAAAAAAUUUCACUCAAGUGAUACAGAUGAAAACACAGCUAAUACACAGGAGUGAUACAUAAACAUAGAAAUGAAUUACUACAACCAGUGACCUUCUGCCAUCACUGUUACAACACUGUAUUCCACACUAGUUAUGUUACCUUGAACACAGGUGUCAACAUAUA
This is a messenger RNA of Ceratotherium simum simum (southern white rhinoceros), 5078 nucleotides long. RefSeq names its product ERCC excision repair 6 like 2 (gene ERCC6L2). The record is from RefSeq and is a predicted model, not a curated record. Gene Ontology annotation, molecular function: ATP binding. Lineage: Eukaryota; Metazoa; Chordata; Mammalia; Perissodactyla; Rhinocerotidae.